Dermacentor silvarum is the source of this 576-nucleotide messenger RNA. It is a transcript of the gene Rpp14a, whose product is annotated as ribonuclease P protein subunit p14-like. The record is from RefSeq and is a predicted model, not a curated record. Lineage: Eukaryota; Metazoa; Arthropoda; Arachnida; Ixodida; Ixodidae. The transcript is spliced from 5 exons. Gene Ontology annotation, cellular component: ribonuclease P complex. Gene Ontology annotation, biological process: tRNA 5'-leader removal. The coding region runs from base 116 to 526 and encodes 136 amino acids.
AAAACAUGAACGUAAACAUAAACCAACUCACGUGUUCGACCGAGUUGAGUGGGUUGAAUGUUUACCUGCACAUUAAACCACUGAUGAAUGACUGAAGCACGUUUACCUUAAAUUAAUGCGAAAGUCCGUACUCAUGGAAAGUACGAAGAUAAAUUUUCACACUGUUUGCCGAACGCAGAACGUCUACAUGGACGUUUCACUCCAUUUUGAGGAGCCCGGUGAAGAAGUUGAUGCGACAAUAUUCAAGUUUGUAAUUCUGCAAGCAUUAAAGAAGUUGUAUGGUGAAGUCGGUGCAUCCGUUGCAGUGGAUGUUCUGAAGUUCCGGGAGUCGGACCUUCGAGCUUACUUGCGUGUUUCAUCCAGCAACCUGGUCAGGCUUUGGAGUUCGUUGACCUUGACUUCCUGCUACAACGGAAGGCCCUGUUCCUUUCGGGUGUACAAGGUGUCUCCCAGCCUGGCCUCACUGAGUGUGUCAAGCUCGCACUACCAGCACGUACCUGCCGCAGAAGUGACUGGAGACGAUUAAAUACUGUGUAAAUUCUGUGUUAUAGUGUUUCAAAUUCUCACGACCUGGAC